AUGCUCAGUAAUUGUGUGUCUCUUCAAUCACAAGAUUCCACAGUAAGUUCUGUGCGUGAGAAAUGCGUGAAAGAUCUGAGCGAUAUAGAAUUACGUGAAGAGUUGAUUGCACUCGGGUUUGCAAAACCUGGUCCCAUAACUGCCACCACACGGAACGUCUAUCAACGACUCGUUGAAAGACGUCGCCCGAAACCAUCGUCUGUUCAGCGAACGAAUUCAGUUCCGAUUAGCAGCCGAACCAGCAGUUGUUGCACAUCAAUCGAGGAUGGCAACUGUACGAAAAUCGUUAUUGGUUCACCGGAAGAUAAGAAAUCCGUAAUGCAACUAUCGUCAUCCCUAUCCGAAGUGGACGACGGUAACAGCGAGAACAACCAUACCAAGCGAUCAAGCAUGACAAAAAACUCUGAAGAAAACGUUAGCGAUGUCACUAAAGUCACAGCUAAUGAGGAGGAUGAUAAAAAUGAAACUCACAUCAAAGAUGGUGCCAUAACCGAAAGUGAUGCCAAAGAUACGGGUGAUGAUCACGUUAACAAUGAUACUGAUCACGACCGAGAUCAUGACGAUAAAGGCGCUGGUAACGCUGAUCGUGGGAGAGAUAAGUGUGAUGAGCAAAUCGAUAAUGAUGAUAGCUCAAAUGAUACGGGCAGUGAAAAAAGCGAAGACCAAUAUGAUGUGGAAAAGAUUCUUCGAAAACGUGUUCGUCGAAACGGGAAGGUGGAAUACCUGAUUAAGUGGAAAGGUUAUCCAGAAGAAGAUAGUACAUGGGAACCGGCUGAAAAUUGUGUGAGUGCACCUGAAGCAAUCAAAGCGUUUGAAAGUCGUGUUGCGAAGAAGGCGACGACGAAUAGGCAGACUGAACGAAGUUCUGACAGAAUGGAAGAGGCAACAACUUCUAAGAGGGAACUGCGUUCACGUUCAAUAACGAUAACCCCGAAACGUACAGAUAAAGAUAGUACUCUCCUCGAUGAGAAUAGAUCAUCUCCGGUGCUUUGUUCAAAGAAACGAAAACUUGAAGAUCUCGAUAACAAUAGUAAUAUGGGGAAGGAAAUCAAUAAAGUGCUGGCUUUGAAGAAACAUGCAGAUGGUUAUUUGUUGGGACUGGUGGAAUAUAGUGAUGGCUCUCACCGACUUGAAAGGACCACUGUUCUGCAGAGGAAAUGCACACAGAAAUUAUUUGAUUUUUACGAAUCGAGGAUUAUUUUUGAGCAAGACGAGAACGGUGAACAGAAACAGAAAACUUGA
This is a messenger RNA of Anisakis simplex (herring worm), 1242 nucleotides long. The record is from the annotation of a GenBank genome assembly. NCBI's taxonomy places the organism in Eukaryota, Metazoa, Nematoda, Chromadorea, Rhabditida, Anisakidae.